AUGUGUGAGGAGAUUAUACAAACAUCUAAGAGCUACAAACUCUGGCAGCACGAGUACAGUAUACUUCAGACCCACGCAGACGACAUCGCCAGAAAAGUGUCGUUCCCAGCCAUUCUUGUUGAUCUCGGCAGCGCUGCUUCCUCCAAAACCCGUCUGAUCAUAGAGGCUAUGUUGAAGCGACAGGGAAACUUUACGUUUGUGCCGGUGGAUACAGCAAAGGAAUUCAUUGAGACCUGUGGUCGGCAGCUGGAGAGAGACUACCCCGGCCUUACUGUGGAGCCCUUUUGUGGGUUAUACAUGGACGGUGUGCGACACUCUGUCGCUAGAAAUGGUACCAAAUUACUGCUGUUUCUGGGCAGCAGCCUCGGCGGCGUCUCCAUCCAUGAGCAGCUGAAGAUGCUUCAGGAGAUCCGCGCACAGCUAAAGGAUCAGGACAGGUUCGUGCUUGGGAUAGACCUGAACACAGACCGAGAGGCUUUGUCUCAGGACUUUGGCGGAAACAUGAACCCUGACAUGUUUAAAUUCAACUUCCAAUUCGUGGAGAACCCUGAAGAUGGUGACACACCAAGUUACGUUCAGCUAUCCCUCAGCAGCUUCGGCAAACAAAGGGUGCACCUUGAAAAACUUGGCCUCGACAUUGACUUUUGUGAUGGCGAAAGCAUAAAUUUUUACGAGGGGCCGAACACCAGCUGCAAGUGGAACAUGAAGCAGCUGCUCCGCCUAGCGGAGAGGAGCGGCUUUGCGGUAGAUGCCCUCUGGACAAAUGAUGAGGACAGUUAUUGCGUCAUCUGUCUGGCACCUGCGGGCGUCAGUGAAUUCUAA
This is a messenger RNA of Branchiostoma floridae (Florida lancelet), 822 nucleotides long. RefSeq names its product histidine N-alpha-methyltransferase-like. Bases 1 to 822 code for a protein of 273 amino acids. Gene Ontology annotation, molecular function: methyltransferase activity. The transcript is spliced from 6 exons. The record is from RefSeq and is a predicted model, not a curated record. NCBI's taxonomy places the organism in Eukaryota, Metazoa, Chordata, Leptocardii, Amphioxiformes, Branchiostomatidae.